Messenger RNA from Spirometra erinaceieuropaei, 1838 nucleotides. Lineage: Eukaryota; Metazoa; Platyhelminthes; Cestoda; Diphyllobothriidea; Diphyllobothriidae. The record is from the annotation of a GenBank genome assembly.
AUGGGUCUGCGCGGUCGCGUGGGCCGGGAACAGUUGGAGCGUCUCCUGGUAGGUGUUACGAAAAUACUAAUUGAUGUUGCAGGAAGAUGAGAGUGAUGUAUGCUGUCGUUUUAUUAUUUAGUCCUUGCUAGGAUGAUGGUCACGUGAAACCCUCGAAGCCCAAACGGUUACGUGGAAAGGUGCUGGGCGAGAAAGACACCAAAACUAGCAGAGAGACGGUUACGAAGUGUGCCCUCGCGGGUGCUCGUGAAGUUUGGACAGAAGAUACAGCAGGACUUGAGACGUCCCGAACUGCCCUGAGGAAUCCUUUAGUUCGGGAUGCCCUUUGCGAAAGACUGACGACUCGCAAUCUGUGCACUGUUAAGCUCGAGGGCCUUCCUAAGGGCUACAACUACCUAUCCUUGCUGAGCCUAGCCCCUGACAUGGCGGCCUGUCGCAUACCGCAUAUUGCGAUUUCCCAUCGGCCUGCAAGGACGGUGUUUCUAGAGUUCAGUUCUCACGAGUCAGCUCUGAGCAACCAGCGUAGGUUGGAGGGUAUGUCGUACAAGGAAAGGACUCUUAAAGCGACUUUAGGGAAGUUCAAUUCAGAGGACCCCGGUAGGACAUUUUAAAAGCUGACCCUCGUAGAUGAAUACAAUCCUCUUGAGAUUCGCGUUUCCAAUCUGCACAAGAAGACCGGCAAAGGAGAACUGACUAGACACUUCCCCAACGCCACAGGCAUUAUCAUGAAAGAUGUCAACAAAUCGGGACGUUUCAAGUAUGAGGUUGGUGCUGCGGUUAUUUCCUUCGGGACACCCGCUGAGGCCAUCUCUGCGUUUGACGAAAAGCAUGGUUGUGUUGUCCGUGGUCGCCGCGUAUCCGUCAUGUUUGAACGCAAAAAAUCGCCAAAGUUUGUGUUUGUUUUGCCUUAUGUCUUUAGGUCUGUCCAAGGUCUUGUAGUGUACGGAUUGAAAAAGUGCACAAAGGAAUCUGAGGUUCGAGCUCUUUUCCCACAAGCAGAAGCCAUCGAAAUAUACCCGCUUGGAGGAUUCGCAAAGCUACGCUAUGGAACAGUGGAGGAUUGCAAACUGGACAAGAAAAAUGCGUUGACAGCCAAGUUCAGGGGCAGACAGCUUAAAGUCGUCUAUCUCCGGCGCCACGGUGUGGGGGACGAAGCUGAUAUCCGGCCCGUGCCACAGGGCCCGUCAACUUGCCGUGUCUUCGUCAAGAAUCUGGGAAGAACCGCAAAGGAAGAUCAAGUAAAGGAACUGUUCAAGAACGCAAAACUCGUAAGCAUGCCAAAGAAAAGGCAUGGGUGCAGGGGGUAGGUUGAUGUCUCGACUGUAUUUUGCCUGACGACCCAAAAUUAAUGCACGUACCAAUUGAGAUCCGCAAUUUUGCGCUAGUUUCAAAGCUUUCAUGUGAUAACCUUUCUUUGUAUAAAUGCGCCUGGGCGACUUAGCCUCUGUCCAUCCUAAUCCUUUAUGCCAGUGGGCAUAAAGUUUCGCUUAUGGACUAGAAUUAUUGGUCAGACUUGAACUUCUCUUUGACCGCACAAAAUACCUAACGUUUCCCCUUAUUCGCGGUGCCCGGAUUUCUGUUGUUGUCCAACAGAUUAAACUGGCAGCCGCAAGAUUGACCCGUGGAGCAGCGUGCUACAUGGAAUAUUCAGAGUCGAUAUGCCAUGCCUCCACACCCAUUUGGCGUUUAUUAAAUCAUCCUACCUCUGUGUUUGCAGGUUUGCGAUUCUGGACUUUGGAACGACUGAAAAUGCACAGAAAGCUCUUUCCAAGAGACAUGAACUAAAUUCCCGCGUUUUGAAAUUGGAGUGGGCUACACCAAAGCAGACAAUCGACUGA